Messenger RNA from Tachysurus vachellii, 1218 nucleotides. It is a transcript of the gene lhx1a, whose product is annotated as LIM homeobox 1a. Gene Ontology annotation, molecular function: DNA-binding transcription factor activity, RNA polymerase II-specific; RNA polymerase II transcription regulatory region sequence-specific DNA binding. The record is from RefSeq and is a predicted model, not a curated record. Gene Ontology annotation, cellular component: nucleus. Bases 1 to 1218 code for a protein of 405 amino acids. Gene Ontology annotation, biological process: regulation of transcription by RNA polymerase II; neuron differentiation. The transcript has 5 exons. NCBI's taxonomy places the organism in Eukaryota, Metazoa, Chordata, Actinopteri, Siluriformes, Bagridae.
AUGGUCCACUGUGCAGGCUGCGAGAGGCCUAUACUGGACAGGUUCCUGCUCAAUGUGCUGGACAGAGCGUGGCACAUCAAAUGUGUGCAGUGCUGCGAGUGCAAAUGCAAUUUAACCGAGAAAUGCUUUUCUCGUGAAGGGAAACUCUAUUGCAAAAAUGACUUCUUUAGGCGCUUUGGGACAAAGUGCGCCGGUUGUGCUCAGGGCAUUUCGCCCAAUGACCUGGUCCGCAGAGCGCGCAGUAAAGUGUUCCACCUCAACUGCUUCACGUGCAUGAUGUGCAACAAACAGCUGUCCACGGGGGAGGAACUCUACAUCAUAGACGAGAACAAAUUCGUGUGCAAAGAAGACUAUUUAAGUAACGCCACCGUGAAAGACAUCAACCUUCUCUCGGUAACAGCCUGCAGUGAUCCGAGUUUAUCGCCUGAUUCCCAAGACCCGCUUCAGGACGAUGUGAAGGACUCGGAAAUCGCCGCCUUGUCGGACAAAGAAGCAGCGAACAACGAGAACGACGACCAGAAUCUGGGUGGGAAGCGACGCGGCCCGCGCACCACCAUCAAAGCCAAACAGCUCGAGACACUGAAGGCUGCGUUCGCGGCCACGCCCAAGCCCACGCGCCACAUCCGGGAACAGCUCGCGCAGGAAACCGGUCUCAACAUGCGCGUCAUACAGGUGUGGUUCCAAAACCGGCGCUCUAAAGAGCGACGCAUGAAGCAGCUGAGCGCACUGGGCGCGCGGAGACACGCGUUUUUCCGAAGUCCACGGAGGAUGCGCACGCUGGUGGACCGACUGGAGCCAGGAGAGCUCAUACCAAACGGUCCUUUCUCCUACUACGGUGAUUAUCAGAGUGAUUACUAUGGACCUGGAGGGAACUAUGACUUUUUUCCUCAAGGGCCACCAUCCUCACAGGCCCAGACCCCAGUGGAUCUCCCAUUUGUCCCAUCAUCAGGACCCACUGGCACCCCUUUAGGGGGCAUGGACCAUCCCAUCCCUGGGCAUCACCCAUCCAGUGAAGUACAACGCUUUUCAGACAUCAUGUCUCAUCAUCCAGGAGAGUCACCCAGCCCAGAACCCGGGAUUCCUGGACCUCUGCACAGUAUGUCAUCCGACGUGUUUGGCCCUAGUCCCUCGUUUACCUCACUCUCCCUCAAUGGAAGCGGAUACAACAACCACCUCUCCCAUCCUCCUUCGGAAAUGAACGAAGGAACAGUGUGGUAG